AUCCGAAAGAACACUUUUUAUUUGAAGCACUGAAGGAAUGUAAAAAGUUUAACGAUAUAGGUGUUGCGGAGAUGUUGUAUAAUGUACGGGAAGAGAUGGGCUACAACUACAUCUCUACAUCAUUCUUUGAGGACGAGAACUUCUUUGGUACCCUGCUUAGAAUGUAUGCUUUGACAGAGAACUCUGAUAAAUUGAUGGAAUUCUACAAUAAAGAAAAUACUUAUAAUAGUUCUUUAACUUUUCCUGUUAUACUGGCAGUUUUAGAUAACAUUGAAACACACAGUGCAUACCAGUAUUUGCCACAGCUUUGGGAAGAUCUAGCUUACUAUGUAAAAUCUAAAUGGGUAGAUAAAGAUUUACUGCAGAAAUUUCUAGAUAUGUUUGGAGAUUACAAUGACAACCAAAAGCUUAGGGAAGACUUUGUUCUAAUAGCCAAGGAGUUGUUUGAGGAGAGCAAAACAACAAGAAACCCUGCAAUUGAAUUUACUGAGAUUGGUAAUCGACUAACAAGAAUAUUUGUCAACCAUAAGAACCUGGACUUGGCUUGGGAGUCUGCGAUGUAUAUUUAUCAGAAUGGAAUGCAAGGAUUUAUAAAGGGUGAACUUUUGAGAGAUGUGUUAGAGAUGUCAAUUUUAGAGAAAGAUGUUCCUAAGAUAAUGAGUUUCUGCAAACUGCCUAGUGAAGCAAAAGAUACAAUGGCAGCUGCACAGGUUAUAUCUGACAAUAGAAAUAUUUUGAUAGAAUGCCUUGAUGAUUCUGAGAUGAAAGAAUUGGAAGAAGUCUUUGAGGUAUAGCCACACUCGAAACUGUCUUUAAAGAGUUGUUGUAUCACAACGGACAUAGUUCAAUAAGACGCUGAUAUUUAUCAACUAACAAAUUUAGCAUACUACACUUUUGAAAGUUGUCAACAUGUUUUUAUAAUGAUACUUUGUUGGUUUUGUUACCUUUGUUGGUAAGAAAUGACCAUUAUGAAAUGAAUAUAACUUUAUAAAGAAAAAUAAAUGUUAUAUAAUGAAAAGUGUUAACUGAAAUGUGAUGUGUAUAUUUUAUAAUAAAUAAAGAAACAAUUA
Molecule: messenger RNA, 1070 nt
Organism: Ruditapes philippinarum (Manila clam)
Lineage: Eukaryota; Metazoa; Mollusca; Bivalvia; Venerida; Veneridae
Exons: 12
Coding region: 72-794 (240 amino acids)
Source: RefSeq, a predicted model, not a curated record